Molecule: messenger RNA, 2786 nt
Organism: Scylla paramamosain (green mud crab)
Lineage: Eukaryota; Metazoa; Arthropoda; Malacostraca; Decapoda; Portunidae
Product: GTP-binding protein Di-Ras2-like
Exons: 6
Coding region: 1258-2031 (257 amino acids)
Molecular function (GO): GTPase activity; GTP binding
Source: RefSeq, a predicted model, not a curated record
UCAUAUAAGCAUCCUUGAGAACUCCAGUAACUUCCUCUUUUUCCACCACAGAUGGUACGGAAUCUUCGCUAAACUAUCAGCAUAAUCAUAGGAACACCCUUGAGAACUCCAGUAACUUCCACUAAAGCCUAUUGAAAGUUGACGAGAUGCGGCUCUGAAACGUGUGUGAGUACGGUGACGGUCCCAGGAGACGCAGACGCUAGCGGGAAACAGUUGUGGGUGUCGGAGGCUUAACCAAACUUCUGCUGGGCACUGAAUACUUGUUGACGGUCGAUAUUGGAGGCGUGAAAGUAAUUCACACUAACAGCCAUGGGUGCGUGUGAUAUGGAUGGUGGUCAGCGCACCUCGCCAGCCUGAGACCGUGGCGAGGACCCAGGCUGCUCCGAGGACAGGCAGAUGACAGCUUGCCGGGCGGACCCACCACGCUGGCAAGGAGUCUGGGAACCUACGCGGAUCGAGACGAGACUCAAGGUGUCAAGAUAUGAGAGAGCAGCACGGCUAAUUGACAGUACCUGGAACAAAGGUGUUUAACAAUCUCUCGGACUCCCCAACAACCCUGACAACCCCUGUAACAAGUGCUCAUCCUUCCCACUCUCUCAGGCAACAACAUAUCACCCUUAAUAUCUCAGUACAUAGAGUUUAUUAUCCAAGUUUGCUAUUCAGUUCGCUAGUAUCGUUCCUUUGAUCCCUAAAUGUGAUACUCUCCUCUGGUUUCUGAAUUGUGGCUUUCACUUUCACGUUUUCCUUGCUUUCCAACUUUUCAUUGUUCAUGUUCCUGUUUCUCAAAGUCCUCUUUUAGCUCAGAUACCUGGAAGCUUUGUAUCGUGUAUUUUCAACCUUCCCGGCACCUUGCUAUAUCUUGUGCCUUUCUGUCUUAAGCAACUCAAACUGUUUUGCAAUCUUAGUGUCUAUUUUCAUCACUUUAUAUUCUUAUACUUGUUCCAUUACCUUGCCUUAUACCUUACCUCUCUUUUCCGUAAAUUAUUCUUGUCCCUUACACUUUAUCGCCAUUCCAAGUAUUCUAGUAAGCACUCAGAUCGCCAUCCUAGUACCCAACACUUCACCACUCGACUAGUCAACUUCUAUUUCCUCCUACUUCAACACACCCCCAAACACCCUAGUGAGGCCCCGCAAAAAGAAGCAGUCUACACCCCCAACACCACAGUACGUCAGUGACAUCUCUUAGUACCGUCCCAGAACUAGUACGACCUGUCCCACUCACUCAACGUCCCGUGCACCUCCUCUGCCUCCUCCGGCAUGACUGACCACGAACACAGAAUCCGCCUGGUGCUCUUAGGGGGCGCUGGUGUGGGCAAGAGCUCCAUCAUCAGUCGCUUCCUUUACAACAAGUACACGGAUAAGUACAAGAGCACGGUGGAGGACUUGUACAACCGGGACUACGAGAUCGGACGCAUUACUCUCAAGGUGGACAUUCUAGACACCGCUGGCGAUUUUCAGUUCCCGGCAAUGAGGCGUCUGUCUAUCGCCAACGCUCACGCCUUCCUCAUAGUCUACUCCAUCGACCAGGCGCACUCCUUCGAUACUGUGCGGCAAGUUAUCGGGGAGAUUAAAGAGCAGAGGACGGACUUCGAGGAAAUUCCCAUCGUGAUCGCCGGGAACAAGAUGGACCUGGAGAUCGAGCGGCAGGUGUUCAAGGAGGAUGUCACUGAUUGGAUCUACCGUGAGCUCCAAAGGUUCAGGUGCCGCGUCAUCGAGUGUUCAGCGAAGGAGAAUCUGCACAUCAAGGAGAUCUUUAGGACCUUCCUUCAGAUCGGCAAGGUUCCGCAAGGCGAGGACUCGAGUCUCAAGCGACAGUCCUCAGCGUACAGCAAAACACGAUCCACUUACCGAUCACAGACGCCACCGAGUGACCGCGAGCCAAUCCCUGAGAACGGAGGCGCCACGGGAUCCACGCCGCCCUCCGCCUUCUCCAGGAACAAGCCUCGAAGUCGCUCCCUCAUUCGCCGGUCGUCGAAGAAAGCCAAACAACAAGUGAGGGACGCGCAGCCAGAUGAGUGCAGCCUCUCUUAACCCUCUCAGGCGGACCAUGGAGAGCUCUAGCAGCGAAGAGUGCCGCUGUGGAGGCCUUCCCUUGGGACGUGGCUUCAUUAGGGCCAGCAUGCACCGAGGGAGAGGCCACGCCAGACAGAUGUUAACGGUUUGGUUUGGCAAGAGAACGAAUUAAAGUUUUUUGGGCAGGAUGCAGGGAGGUUUUGGGUGAAAGAUUGAACGGAAAUGAACGGAGGUUUUGGAUAAGAGAUAUAAAGGAGGUUUUUAGGCAAGAGAAAGGACUGAGGGAGAUUUUUGACAAGAGAAAACACAGAGGAAAAGGUUUUCGGAAAGAGAAAUUACCGGAUCUUGGCAAGAGAAAGAACGAAGGUUAUGAUGAAGAGGAAGAAAUGAGGUUUGUGGACAAGAGAAAGAAAGGAGAUUUCACAGAAGACAAAAAAGGAAGGUUUCGAACGAAGAAACGAACGGAAAUAUUGGACGAAGGAAAGGAAAGCCAGAUAAAAGAAACGGAGAUGAAAGAUGCGCUCGCGGAAAAUAGGAGUGACUGGUGUUCGUUAAGUUGUUGUUGUUGUUGUUGAUCAGUGGCUGUGGCUCUUGUCUCUUGUGAGAAGGUUGCUUUCAUUUUGUGUUGCUUUAAUAAGAAGAAUAUUUGGGCUUUCACGGGCCAAGAGAGACUGAAAGAAAGAGGGAGGGAAGUGGGGUAAUGUAACUCUCUCUCUCUCUCUCUCUCUCUCUCUCUCUCUCUCUCUCUCUCUCUCUCUCUCUCUCUCUCUCUC